Molecule: messenger RNA, 1360 nt
Organism: Colletotrichum navitas
Lineage: Eukaryota; Fungi; Ascomycota; Sordariomycetes; Glomerellales; Glomerellaceae
Exons: 1
Coding region: 423-1247 (274 amino acids)
Source: RefSeq, a predicted model, not a curated record
ACCUGGUCUCGGGGCCCUGUGGCCCUCAAGUCUGUCUCUGUCUGUGCUGCACUUUGUCUAGCGAGCAACGUCACUUUGUUCUGUGCGAGGACGUUGACCUGCAUGCCUAACUGCCUACCCCGCCGAGUGGACCCUCCCAGUCCCCGACGGCAGGCUAGAGUGCGCAGAAAACAUACCGUCUUCAGCAAAUCGUGAAAUUCUUCUUUUCUGAGACAUCAUUCUAAGCAAAAAGUACGAAUAGACCGCUUCCCUGGUUUCUGUCCUUUCAGCCUCCGGCCCGUACCGAACCCCGUGUACCUAGGUAGCUAGGUAGGUAAAGAGAGCUUCGACCCCGCGAGCCCCGGUAUUCCGUAUUCCCGACGUCGCCUCGUGCCACAAGCUACAGAUCUUUUCGACCUCGUCCACCACACCCACAGCCCAAGAUGACUGUGACGGAGUUCGCACUUCUCCAGUUCAAUGAGCCGCUGACUGAAGAGCUCAAGGAGCUCUUGGACUAUUGCCAGACGGUCCAGGACACCUGGGUCUUGCGCCAGCAGCCAGGACUCCCGCCUACCCGGGUAGACCGCGGCACCGCCAUCCUCCAGCAGGUCGAGGACCCGAGCGUGAUCCUCAUCGCAGCGCAGUGGGACUCGCAGCAGGCGCACCUCGAUUGGAUCGCGUCGCCCGAGAACCAGAAUGUCAUGGCCAAGCUGAUGCCACACAUCCAAGUCGAGGGCCCGCGAGCUGUGCUGUUCUUUCACGUCGACGCGCCCAUCUUUGCGACGCCGGUGGCGCAGCCGACCCAGGCCAACGGCGAACACGCGGGCGGCGGCGACGCCGCAGCAGAGGCGGGGAGCAAGACAGAGACCGACGCGGAGACGACGUCCAAGGGCAAGGACCCAGAAGCCCCCGCUGCCGCUGCACCAGAGACGGAGAGCAAGGCCGAGGGGAAGACCCCUUCGCUGUUGACGGCGCCGGUGCUUAGCGUCGGACGCUUCGGUGUACGGUCGGAGAAGAAGGAGGACUUCACCAGCAAGUACUACGAGUCGAAGUGGGUCGUCGAGGAAGCCGCGAGGCCGUACCCCGUCCGCGGCGGGUGGCGGAUGGAGAAGGCAGUCGAGGAUCUCGAGGAGUUUGUCAUGUACUGCGGGUGGUCGACGGUCGAGCAGCACAAGGCGAUUGCGCAGCGCGAGGGGUUCAAGGAGUGGGCUGGCAUUCAGGAGUUUGUCACGGGUACUGACAUUUGGCAUUACCAGAGGAUCAUGUAGGUAUUUUUGCCACCAUGGAGCUCGAGGCUGUCUGGAUAAGCGUAAGCAUGCCUAGCCGGGGGUGGCAUCUUCGUCGCGACUUUUCAUGUUUUGUUUCGCGAGGCCUGCGUUUU